Molecule: messenger RNA, 741 nt
Organism: Aspergillus bombycis
Lineage: Eukaryota; Fungi; Ascomycota; Eurotiomycetes; Eurotiales; Aspergillaceae
Exons: 3
Coding region: 1-741 (246 amino acids)
Source: RefSeq, a predicted model, not a curated record
AUGGGUGACGCACCAGCACUUCCCGAUUACGUCCUUGACGCCGAUGCAGUCCUAAAAGAUACGGAGGCCGCUUGGCGACAUGGCCGGGUGCCAAAUUAUUCAAAGACCCGAGAAUUUUAUGAGCAGACUAAAACAAUGACACACGAGGCCGGAAGCCUUCCAGACCUGGUUGAAAAACUCGUCAAAAAUUGGGAAAUCGAAGCCUCAUUCAAGACCUCCCUCGCCGACUGGAGGACCGUCGAUCAGAAGACAUAUACUUUUUCGUUAAACGGAGGCCCACCGCAAACAGGCGAGCAUAUGCUCAAGGUCGGAACGUACAAUGCCCUCCUGACCCCAAGCUCGUACUAUGAUCCAGCACACAACGAUUUCGAUACAAGUCACAAGGCAUUCAAGCGCAUGAUGCCUACAUUUGCCUGGGAGGUGAAAGAAGUAUACAGCGGACCGCCGACAGUGGUCUUCAAGUGGAGACAUUGGGGUGUUAUGGCUAAUGAUUAUGUGGGAUUUAAUGAUCGUGGAGAGAAGGUCAGGGUCAAGGCACAUGGCGGCCUGAUUGAUAUUCAGGGUAUUGUUAUCGCCAAAGUGAAUGAGAAGCUCGAACUGGAAAGGAUUGACGUUUGGUAUGAUCCCUUGGACAUGUUUCGCCAGAUUGCCCGUGAAAACACGGAAGCUGUUGCCGACACGACCUCAGUGACUGGGGGUUGUCCGUUUUCUGGAGCUGCGAAUCCCUCAUCCUCUGAAUGA